Teleopsis dalmanni is the source of this 2931-nucleotide messenger RNA. Its product is annotated as sex determination protein fruitless-like. The record is from RefSeq and is a predicted model, not a curated record. Gene Ontology annotation, biological process: regulation of transcription by RNA polymerase II. Gene Ontology annotation, cellular component: nucleus. NCBI's taxonomy places the organism in Eukaryota, Metazoa, Arthropoda, Insecta, Diptera, Diopsidae. Gene Ontology annotation, molecular function: protein binding; DNA binding. The transcript has 7 exons. Bases 251 to 2668 code for a protein of 805 amino acids.
UAUUGAAGUCUUAAAAAAAAAUCUAUUACCAGACUUUUUAUUGUGAUCGUUGAAAUACCAGGCUUUGGGCCAGGUAACGUUUUACGGUGUCGGAUUGUCAAAUUCCUUCACUUAAACCGUGUAGACGAUAUACUUGGUUCCAUCUUUUGCUUCGUGGUCAGAAAAUUACAACAAAUGAUUUGAUUCCGGCGAAAUCAUUUUAAAAACACAACACAGGUUCGGAGAGCAACUAGAACAGAUUUCUUAACAAAUGACAAGGUACAAUACUGACCAAGGAGCGAUGGACCAGCAAUUCUGUCUGCGCUGGAACAAUCAUCCUACAAAUUUAACUGGUGUGCUUACCUCCUUGUUACAAAGGGAGGCACUUUGCGAUGUAACUCUUGCAUGUGAAGGUGAAACAGUAAAGGCACAUCAAACUAUCCUGUCAGCAUGCAGCCCAUAUUUUGAAACAAUUUUCCUGCAAAAUCAUCAUCCACAUCCUAUAAUCUAUUUAAAAGAUGUAAGAUACUCCGAAAUGCGUUCCCUGCUCGAUUUCAUGUACAGGGGCGAGGUAAAUGUCGGCCAAAGCUCAUUACCGAUGUUUUUGAAAACAGCUGAAAGCCUACAGGUGCGCGGUCUGACAGAUAAUAAUAACUUAAAUUAUCGCGCUGACUGCGACAAACAACGCGACUCAACAACAUCCUCACCAACUGGACGCUACGCAAAUAUCAACGAACGCGAAUCACGUGAACGCGACUCAUUACGCGGUCGAGAUUUGCGUGAUGAACUACACUCACAUCGCAGUAGUAGCAGUUUGAGUGAACGUAGUGUAGCCGCAGCAGCUGCUGCUGCAGCCGCCGUUGCGGCCGCUGGUAAUAAUGCCAGCUUACAGAAUGCAGCUGCUGUUGCUCUAGGUUUAAGCGAACGAUCUCCAAGUGUUGGCAGUGCAAGUGCCGCUGCAGCCGCCGUUGCUGCAGCCGUUGCAGCUGCUGCCAAUCGUAGCGCUAGCGCUGAUGCAUUAAGCGGUGGCGUUAUUAAUAGUCGCGGUGAUGCUGGCAGUGACCGCGGCAGUGAGCGCGGCAGUGUUGGGGGUGGUAUGAUAGUUGGUGAACGCGGCGAACGUGAAAGGGCUGAUAGCCGUGAUGAACUCAUGCAGUUAGAUUAUAGUACGAAGGACAGAGAUCGUGAUAGGGAAAUGUCUACCACACCAGUGGAGCACAUUAGCAAUAAGAGAAGACGUAAGAACUCAUCCAACUGUGAUAAUUCGUUGACCUCGACACAUAACGCAAAUGUACAGGAUAGGCACUACACUCAGGACUCUCAGGCGUCCUCACACAGCAAUUUUAAAUCGAGUCCCGUGCCAAAAACAGGAAACACAUCUGAAUCUGAAGACGGCGGUGGGCGUCGUGACUCGCCGUUAGCUGGCAGUCAAGUUGGUGGUGGCAUCAUUGGUGGCGGUGGUAAUGUAAGCGCAUUAAUUGGUGGAAUGGGCCUGAAUCAAUCACCUAGUAUUAAACAGGAAUUAAUUGAUGCCCAACAACAGCAACAGCGCGAACAUCAUGUUUCUUUACCACCAGAAUAUUUACCGACGGCUGCAUUGAAAUUACACGCGGAAGAUAUGUCAAAUUUAUUGUCAACCCAUGGCCUACAAACAACCGAUAAUAGAGAGGAACAAAAUGAUACCAAACAAUUACCAUUGGAUCAGUCCGAUAAUAUUGAUGGUAAAGUACAAACCGAUAGUGACGAUUUGCAUGGUGUUGUUGAUAACGAUGAUGUCAGUGAGGAAAUCGAAAUCAAAGCCAACGAUCCCCAAACAGACACGGAAGACGAUGAGGAACAUGAUGAGUUACUCGACAACAACUACAAUUGUCGUUACAAAUGCAAACAAUUAAAUCUGUCCACAAUACGUUGCCAUCAUCUGCAACGCCAGCCAUACUAUACACACGAGCAACAUGCCCACAUGUUGCAUGCACGCAACGGUGAGCUAAGCAACUCACCACCGCGUACUGUAAUCAAUCUAGGACGUUGUAGUACAGCGCCAAUGAGUGUUUCCACACCGAUCACAGCAUUAGAUACACUAUGUGCAGAAGCUGCUGCUGCGGCCGCACUCUCGCCGACAGCAGCGACAAGUGCAACAACAUCCUGCUUACAACAGCAACAUCUAACGUAUGCACUGCAACAGCAACAACAACAACAGCAACAUGCUGCAGCUGCUGCUUAUCAACAUAUGCAACAACACCAACACAAUAGCUAUCAACAUGUUGGUGCAACUUGUUUGACACAAGCACAUCAACAACAUCAACACCAUGCAACACAUCAUACAGCUGUUGUACCAUCCUCCUCCACUUCGUCCACUUCAUCGAAUGCCUCUUCCAGUUCAACCGCUACCAAUAACUCGGCAGCAGCCGCGGCUGCUGCUGCAGCUGCUGCAAACCGUCGCGAUCACAAUAUCGACUACUCGACGCUCUUCGUGCAACUCUCUGGCACGCUACCGACGCUCUAUCGCUGUGUGAGCUGCAACAAAAUCGUAUCGAAUCGUUGGCAUCACGCCAACAUACAUCGUCCGCAGAGUCAUGAGUGUCCUGUGUGCGGCCAAAAGUUUACGCGUCGAGACAAUAUGAAAGCGCAUUGUAAAAUAAAACACGCCGAUAUUAAGGAUCGCUUUUUUAGCCAUUAUGUACAUAUGUGAUCAAUUUUCUAUGUAGUUAAGUAAAAUGCUAGUUCGAAAGCAAGCAAGUACGAAAAUGAAAAUAUCCAAUCAAAAUACCAAAGUUACAAUGCAAAAUACAAAUUUUAUUAAAUUACUUAAAUAUUUCUUCCUCUUCGUAGUAGUUUACAGACAGACACAUACCAAAUGUAGUUAUUAAAAUUAAUUUUAAACAAUAUAUGUAAUAGCAAAUAUGUCUUCUCUCCCCCUCCAUAAGCAAUUUCUUCAACAAUUAACAAAGCGAU